CUCUUCCUCUUUCUCUGAUUUUCUCGAGAAAAUGUCUUCUUCGAUUGUUGUUUCUUCUCAAGAUGCGGAAUCGCUCGGUCUGCAAAUUUAUAGCCGCAAGGAGAAAUCUCUUGGGGUUCUCGUCUCCAAUUUCUUAAGACUGUAUAACCGAGACGAUGUGGAUCUGAUUGGGCUCGACGAUGCCGCUGGGCAAUUAGGAGUUGAACGGCGGCGUAUCUAUGAUGUGGUCAAUAUAUUGGAGAGUAUUGGGAUUGUGGCAAGAAGAGGGAAGAAUCAAUACUCGUGGAAAGGUUUUGGAGAAAUUCCUCGAUCUCUUAAUGAACUCAAGGAACAAGGAAUGAGAGAGAGGUUAGGUGACUCAAGUACCAACAACUCAGACAAGGUUUCAAAUGAUGGUGAAAGAGAAGAACCUUUAUGUUUAACACCUGAUGAUCAGGAAAACUCAUCAUCCUCUAAAAUGGACCAAAAGAAGGAAAAAUCUCUCUGGCUUCUCUCACAGAACUUUGUGAAGAUGUUUCUUUGUUCUGAUGAUGAUCUCAUCACACUUGAUAGUGCUGCAAAAGCCUUGCUGAGCGACUCUCAAGAUUCAGUCCAUAUGAGAACUAAAGUUAGACGACUUUACGACAUUGCAAAUGUGUUUGCCUCGAUGAAUUUAAUCGAGAAGACUCAUAUACCAGUGACGAGGAAACCAGCGUAUAGGUGGUUGGGGUCCAAAAGCAUAGCUGAAAAAGGAUCAAGCUUAUUCAAUUCUGAUGAACCGAAGAAGCGGGUAUUUGGAACAGAGAUCACAAACUUGAGAGCAAAGAGAAACAAAACAGACUGUUCAUCAAUCCGCAAGCAAAUUGGAUAUAAGAAACAUGACCAGGAAAACACAGAGCAGGAAUCGAAACCAGCUGUAAGUAAAUAUGUGUUUGGCCCAUUCUCCCCAACAGGAGCAUCUAAGACGAACAACAACAAUGUCGGAAAGGGAAGGUUACUAGAGAUCGAGGCCCUUGCUUCUACCUACCAACCACAGUACUGCAAUCAUGGUAACAACCACACUCAAAUCGUUACAUUCUUGAUUCCAUUUGGCUUCUAUAAGAUGGGUCUUCUUGGGCAUUUCACGGAGGCAUGGAAGAAAUGUCCUAAUCUUGGCAUUGAAUUUCCGACCAUCGGAAGCAGAUCCGCGGUUCGUCUUAUGUUCAACAACCAGAAUAGACAGCGUGCCAAGAUGUUACGAAGCGUUGAGAUUAGCGCCCUAAUCUUGGCAUUGAUUGUCCGACCAUCGGAAGCAGCUCCGCGGGACGUUUAUUGUUUGACAACCAGGAUAAGCAGAGUACCAGGAUGUUACGAUGCGUUGAGAUUAGCUGCGGGAAGAGAUUAUAGAUGGCUAUCAGUAGACUGUUGCAGAGCAGUAUUCGCAACACUUCCUGAGACUUGCGUCUUGACACUUAAGGCUAAGGAUACGCCCCUGUGUCCGACAGCAGCGAUAGAUAACCAGCCUGGAUGUUUCGAUGCGUUGAGAUUAGCGGCAGGCGACGCAGAUUUCCGAUGGCUAAAUAUAGAUUGUUGCAAGGCAGUGAGAACACUUCCUGAUUAUUGCUACUUGCUUGUUUAUCCUGGCAGAGCUUUCCCUAUUAAUAUCUUCAAAAGCAUUUCUCGGAAUGAGAACCUGUGUCCGACAACAGCGAUAGAUAACGUCCCUGGAUGUUUCGAUGCGUUAAGAAAAGCGGCAGGCGACGCAGAUUUUCGAUGGGUAACAAAAGUUUGUUGCACGGCAGUGAGAACACUUCCUGAUACGUGCUACUUGCUUGUUUAUCCUGGCAAAGCUUACCCUAUUCGUAUCUUCAAAAGCAUUUAAGCUCGUCUAGAUCCAAACCUAUUAUGCUCGAAUGAUCAGACAACGCCGAUAGCUAAUGAACCAGGAUGUUUUGAUGCGGUGAGAUUAGCGGCGGAUGAAGAUAUCAGAUGGCUAUCAAGAGACUGUUGCGAAGCAGUGAAAACACUUCCUGAUUGCCUAUUGCUUGUCUUUCCUACCAAAGCUUUAAAUACUAAUAUCUUGAAAAGCAUUUGUAUUAGAAAGUUCCCUGGAUCGAUUUUAUAACUUUGGUGUUUUUUCUAAUGAUUUAAUUGAAAAUGAAUCAAAAGUUACUUU
Messenger RNA from Arabidopsis arenosa, 2134 nucleotides. The record is from the annotation of a GenBank genome assembly. NCBI's taxonomy places the organism in Eukaryota, Viridiplantae, Streptophyta, Magnoliopsida, Brassicales, Brassicaceae.